Messenger RNA from Lottia gigantea (owl limpet), 321 nucleotides. RefSeq lists its product as hypothetical. Lineage: Eukaryota; Metazoa; Mollusca; Gastropoda; Lottiidae. The transcript is spliced from 2 exons. The annotation marks the transcript as partial. The record is from RefSeq and is a predicted model, not a curated record.
UGUUUGUGUAAAGUGAACUGUUUGUGUAAAGCGAACUGUUUGUGUAAAGCGAACUGUUUGUGUAAAGCGAACUGUUUGUGUAAAGCGAACUGUUUGUGUAAAGCGAACUGUUUGUGUAAAGCGAACUGUUUGUGUAAAGUGAACUGUUUGUGUAAAGUGAACUGUUUGUGUAAAAUAAACUGUUUUGAACUGUGUAAAAUAAACUGUUUGUGUAAAGUGAACUGUUUGUGUAAAGUGAACUGUUUGUGUAAAGCGAACUGUUUGUGUAAAGCGAACUGUUUGUGUAAAGCGAACUGUUUGUGUAAAGUGAACUGUUUGUGU